Messenger RNA from Chrysemys picta bellii (western painted turtle), 4277 nucleotides. RefSeq names its product zinc finger protein 7-like. Lineage: Eukaryota; Metazoa; Chordata; Testudines; Emydidae. The record is from RefSeq and is a predicted model, not a curated record. Gene Ontology annotation, biological process: regulation of DNA-templated transcription.
AGCUCUGCCCUGGGGACUUCUGGGAGUAAGAUCACUUCCUGGCUUGCUCUACUUCCCUUAUCAGGUUACAGUUGCAGGGCUGGGCCAGAAGCAACGCCUGAGACCCAGGGCUACAGCAGCAAGCACUCGCCAGGGCCCCAGACUGCAGGGGGAAAUUUUCCGGCUGUUGCAGCUGCGAGGAUCCGCUUGCCAUGCAGGGAGGAGACGCUGAAGAGGCAAUGCCAGCCGGGGCCACUCUGCAGGUCCCGGUGACGUUUGAGGACGUUGCCAUCUAUUUCUCCCGGGAGGAGUGGGAGAUGCUGGCAGAGUGGCAGAAGGAGCUGUACCGGGACGUGAUGAAGGAACAUUAUGACAAUCUGAUUUCCCUGGGCCAUGCAGGCACCAAGCCUGACGUUUUAUCCCGGAUCGAACAAGGGGGAGAGCCGUGGGUCGUGGAUCAGAAGGAGGAAAGAGAGAGGCUGGAAUGCACCUCGCUUGAGGGUGCAGGCCUGAGCAGAACUGAGGAGCAGCAGCAGGAGAAAGGGCCUGAGAACUUGGAGCCACAGGGGACUUUCCCGAGUAGGUCGGAAGAGAGAGUUUUCCAGAGUCCUGAGCAGGAAGAAACUUGCCAGAGGCAGCGCAGGUCGCUGAGGCUGCAGCGCAUCUCACUGAGGAAUGAGCCAGAUGCCCCAAGGGACUGUGAAAGGGGUGGCCAGGAACCUCCGAGGCUCCCUGCGCAGGAGAGACCGAAGACGAGCCAGAGCCCACCUACGUGUGAACUCAGCUUCGAGGGAGAGAGAGACCUUAGCGCAGACAAGUGCAGUGUCCGCAAGAUAAAGGAUCCACACCAGUGCCAAGUGUGUGGGAAGUGCUUCCGGCUACGGCAGGACCUCAGGAGGCACCAGAGGAUCCACACGGGGGAGAAGCCCUACCUCUGCCUUUACUGUGGGAAGAGGUUCAGCCAGACUGCCAAUCUCUGCACCCACAAGAAGAUGCACAGAGGGGAGCGGCCGUACCCCUGCACCACCUGUGGCAAGAGCUUCCGGCAGAAGCAGCAGCUGGUGUCCCACAGCCGGAUCCACACGGGAGAGCGGCCCUACCUCUGCACGCAGUGCGCCAAGAGCUUCCGCUGUAAGCAGGGGCUCAGGGCCCACCAGAAAACCCACGUGGGAGAGGGAGGCUCUGAGGGGAGCCAGGCCAAAGGGCGGGUCUUCACCUGCCCCAAGUGCAAGGCUGUCUUCACUCACAGGCACGACUUCCUAGCGCACCGGCGAGCGCACGCCACCAGCGAGCAGCCCUACCAGUGUGCCGACUGCGGGAGGCGCUUCAGACAGCGGCAGCAGCUGAUUCCGCACCGCCGGAUCCACACCGGGGAGCGACCCUACAGCUGCCCUCUCUGUGGGAAGAGCUUCCGGCGCAGGCAGGAGCUGACCACGCACCAGAGAAUCCACACGGACGAGAGGCCCUUCCGCUGCCCCGAGUGCCCGCGCAGCUUCAGGGAGAAGCAGAAGCUGAGGAGACACCAGAGAAUCCACACAGACGAGAGGCCCUAUGCCUGCCCAGAGUGCGAGAAAUGCUUCCGGCAGAAGCAGCAGAUGGUGUCCCACCUCCGGAUCCACACGGACGAGCGGCCCUACGCCUGCUCGGAGUGCGGGAAAUGCUUCCGGCGGAAAGACUCCCUCGCCAAACACCAGAGAACCCACCAAAGGGCCCAGACAUAGGGCUUGUCUACACUACCACUUAAGUCAAUGUAAUGUACAUCACUUGGGGAUGUGAAAAAGUCCCCCUCCACUUCCCCCCCGAGCAACGCAAGUUACAUCGACUUAAAGCACUGUCCACACCGUGCUAUGUCGGCAGGAGACACUCUCCCGCCGACAUGGUUUCCUCCUCUCGUUGAGAUGGAGUAAUUAUGCCGACGGGCGAGCGUUCUCCCAUCACACAGUGCAUUUUCACCAUACGCACUACAGCGGCGCAGCUGCAUCGGUGCGUGGUAGUGUAGACUAGACCAUAGUCAAUGCAGUCGUCCUGCCCCAAACUCCCUCCUCGUUUCCCCCAUGGAGGGGAAACCCCUUCCGCAGGGACUCAAAGAAACCACCCCCGGAGCCAUCACCCCUUCAUAGCUCUCGGCAGAGAACAGAGGGGAAGAAACACUACAGACACAUCUACCCUGGAGAAGGCGAAGGAGCUGCACCUCCAUUCCCUCAAAGGGUCCAGGCAGCCACAGUCUCACAUUUAUUGUUUCUUUGAUGAAUUUGAAUCAUUAUAGAGGGACCUUAUCCUUCCUGUGAACCCCGGUAAAGCCCUUCUGUUCUCUCCUCUGUGUAGUUGUCCUAGGACAGGCAGGAUUUCCGAGCUCUCUGUAUUUCCCUGCCCUGUAAAGGGCAGGUCGGUUGGGUGUAUGUGAGGUUCCCUGUGUGGUGGGAGAGGCAUACGCAGGUGAAAACCAUGACACGGUGCAGUAGUUUAAUAGAUUCAUAGAGCUGAAGGACAGAAGGGACCAUUAGAUCAUCUAGUCUCACCUCCUGUCUAGUACAGGCCAGUCAGUUUCACUCUGUUACCCCUGUAUUGAACCCCGUCACUUGUGUUUGACUAAAGCAUCUUCCAGAAAGGCAACCCGUCUUGAUCAAGAGAUGGAGAAUCCACUCUUUCUGCGGGUAGUUUGUUCCAAUGGUUAUUCACCCUCACUAUCAGAAACAUGUGCCUUAUUUCUAACUUGCCUUUACCUGACUUCAGCUUCCAGUUCUUGGUUCUUGUUGUGUCUUUCUGCACUAGAUGAAAGAGCUCUGGAGUGCCUGGUAUUUUCUCCCAAUGAAGGUACUUCUAUAUUGUGAUCAAGUCACUUCUCAAUCUUCUUUGCGAUAAACUAAACAGAUUGAGCUCUAAGUCUCUCAUUGUCAGGCAUUUUCUCCAGCCCUUGAAUCCUUUUUCUGGCUGUUUUCUGCACCCUCUCCAAUUUGUCAACAUCCUUUUUAAAAUAUGGACCCCAGAACCGGAUGCAGUCUCCCCGGUGCUCUAUACAGAGGUAAAAUCACUUCCCUACUGCCCUGUUUGCACACCCAGGAUCACGUUAGCCCUUUUUUGCCACAGCAUCGGACUGGGAGCUCGCACGAGUUACUUGUCCACUUGGUACAGGGGGUAGCCGUGUUAGUCUGUAUCCACAAAAACAACGAGGAGGCAGAAGCGCGCGGAGGUGCCAGUCUUUAAGGUGCCACCUGACUCCUCGUUGUUUUUGGCCACUAGGACUCUAAAUCCUUUCCAGAUUCAUUGAUUUCCGGGAUAAGUCCCCCAUUCUGUAGGGAUGGUCUGCAUUCCUUGUUUCUAGAUCUAUAACUUUGGGUGUGGCUGUAUUUAAAUGCAUUGUGUUUGGAUGGACCCAUUUGACCAAGCAAACCAGAUUGCUGUGUCUGACUGCCCUGUCCUCAUCAUUAGUCCACACCCUGCUAAUUAUUGUGUCACCCACAGCUUUGAUCAGCGGUGAUUUUAUAUUUAUGUCCAGAUUACCGAUGAAUGUUAAAUAGCAUUGGCCCUAGUGCCAAUCCCUAGAGAGCCCCACUAGAAACACUCCCCUUCAGCGAUGCUGAUGCACCAUUGACAACUACUUUUGGAGCUCUGUCCGCUUGCCAGUUUUUAAUCCUUUUAAUUGGGGUUUUACUGCUAUCGUACUGUGCCCAUUUUGUAAUCAGAAUGUCAUGUGGUACUAAGUCAACCCCCUCACAAAAGUCUAUUAUAUUUAGAGUUAUCUUUGUCAGCCAAACAUGUAAUCACACCACAAAAUGACAUCAUGGUUUGUAACAAGACCUAUUGUCCAUAAAACCAUCUUGACUGGAAUAAAUUAUAUUCCUAUCAUUUAAUUCUUUAUCCACUGAAUCCUGUAUCAGCUUUUCCAUGAUUUUAUCCAGGAUUGACAUUAGGCUACCUGGCCUGUAGUGCUCCAGGUCAUCUCACUUGCCUUUUUUGAAUAUUGGCACAAUGUUACCACUCCUCCAGACUUCUGGAAUUUUCCUGAUAUUUCAAGAUUUAUUAAAAAUUAACAUCAGCGGACCAAACUUGGGUCUCUUGGGUGCAAGUUAUUUAGGCCUGCUGAUUUUAAAAUGUUUAUCCCUAGGAGAUAUUGUUUUACAUCCUCUUUGGUUACUAAUGGAUUGGAAAGUACUCCAUCAUCCUCAUAUGAUAUGAGUACAUCAUCCUGCUUCUUUCCAAAUACAGAACAGAAAUAUUUAUUGAACACUUCUGCCUUUUCUGCAUUAUUAUUAGUGGAGGGAGGGAUAGCUCAGUGGUUUGAGCAUUGGCCUACUAAA